UAUUUCUACAGCCAAGUCCUUGCGGUCCUUGUCUUUCAACUCUUCUGCCCCAUCUCUUAAUUCCAGUCUUUUUUGUAUGGGAAACAGAAAGCAGCUCAUCUGAUGUUGGAUCUGCACAAAGACCAAUUGAUACCAUAUUUAGUUUCCACAAAGCUAUACGAAAAGAUUUGGAGUAUCUAGAUGUUGAAUCUGGAAAGCUGAGUAAUGGUGAUGAGAUAGUUCUUCGGCAAUUUAGUGGAAGAUUUCGUCUUUUAUGGGGUUUAUAUAGAGCUCAUAGUAAUUCAGAAGAUGAUAUAGUAUUUCCAGCAUUGGAGUCAAAAGAGGCACUUCAUAAUGUGAGUCAUUCAUACAUGUUGGACCAUAAGCAGGAAGAACAAUUAUUUGAGGAUAUUUCCUGUGUUCUUUCUGAGCUUUCUAUGCUUCACGAAGCCUUGCAGAUGAACCAUAUGCUAGAGAACUUAAGUGAAAGUAAUUUUAGAACUUCUGAUUCCAAGGGUAGUGAGAAUAUUAAAAAGUAUAAUGAACUCGCAACUAAGCUUCAAGGAAUGUGCAAAUCCAUAAGGGUUACUCUGGAUCAUCAUCUUUUCAGGGAGGAGUGUGAACUGUGGCCAUUAUUUGGGAAACAUUUCACUGUAGAAGAACAGGACAAGAUAGUGGGACGGAUAAUUGGAACAACUGGAGCCGAAGUUCUCCAAUCAAUGUUGCCAUGGGUAACUUCCGCGCUUACUCAAGAUGAACAGAACAAAAUGAUGGACACAUGGAAGCAGGCAACUAAAAACACUAUGUUCAAUGAAUGGCUCACUGAAUGCUGGAAAGAUAGUCCAGCACCUAUAACACAGAUAGAAACUUCAGAUCAUAACACUUCUCGAAGAGGUGCUGAAUAUCAAGAAAGCUUGGACCAUAAUGAUCAAAUGUUCAAGCCUGGUUGGAAAGACAUAUUCCGGAUGAACCAGAAUGAACUUGAGUCAGAGAUCCGAAAGGUUUAUCGUGAUUCAACUCUUGAUCCAAGGAGAAAGGCAUACCUUGUGCAGAAUCUGAUGACAAGGUCUGUAUAAGUGAGCAUGAUUCUCUG
Molecule: messenger RNA, 1072 nt
Organism: Arachis ipaensis
Lineage: Eukaryota; Viridiplantae; Streptophyta; Magnoliopsida; Fabales; Fabaceae
Source: RefSeq, a predicted model, not a curated record